Messenger RNA from Pocillopora meandrina, 14898 nucleotides. Lineage: Eukaryota; Metazoa; Cnidaria; Anthozoa; Scleractinia; Pocilloporidae. The record is from the annotation of a GenBank genome assembly.
AUGCUGUCCGUUGGUUUGCUUUUUCUGAUGUUUUUCCUGGCCUUUGAGGGCGCCGUAGUUCAAGCUGAUGACGAGGAUUACGACCCUUGCAAGGCUGGUAAGAUUUUUUAUCUACGUUUCGUCGUCAAUUCCGUUUUCUUGCGUUUCUUUUCUUUGUCAAACGAGCCAUCUUUCCUCGUGUGAGAAACACGAGUAUCAGUGUGCGCUCUUGAUCGCUCCUAUCAGUUCAGUUGUCAGAUUAACAGUCGUAACUAAACAAAGCCAUUCCCGCAAUUUUUCGGAUUAAACCGGCUGCUGUUUUCAACCCGUUUCAUUCACGGUCCCCUGAACAAUGACGAGAUUUUUUAAUUCUUUCCCUCAUUGGGAAAACUACUUGAACGAAGUCCUGAUGCGUACUGUACUUCAGCCCUCUCUGGUUUCCUUUGUCUAAAUGCAUCAAUCAUUUGCAUCAGAUUUUAUCGCUUCAGUUAACACAAGCCUUAAUACCUAAUUUGAUGCCUGCAGAUGGUAUCGUACAGGGUGAUAUUGCAGUUUCUAAGGCGGACUUGCGUCAAAGCAGAAGGAAAAGGGCUGCGACUGCAUUCAACAAGAGGCUUUGGCGAGAAGGUGUAAUUCCUUUUGAGAUAGCAGACGGUGUUUACACAGGUAAGAAAAUCGGAUCGAAUCUGCGUCAUACUUCGUUCGAUCCCCUAAAUGUGGGGCACCAGUUCAAGUUCAAAUUCAUUGUUUCACUUUUGUGUUGCACAUUGAGUGACCUUAUGCAUGAAAAUAGACCUUCUGUUAUCGGAAAAUAAUCCUUCACCAACAGGGUGUAUUUUCACUUAACUUCAAGGGAGUCUUGGGCAAAAAAAUGCGCUCUCUUGAAGGAUUCACUAAAAAGCAAAUCUCGGUUAGGUAUUGCCUUUUUACCGAUGACUCUGGCCCUAACAAGUUUAUUUGUAAUUACUGUAAAAACCUUUUUGUUUAACUUAUUUUGCGGAUACCUAUCGUUAAGCUUUCCUCACUCAUGAAUGAUGUCAUUAGGAUCAUUCUCGAAAGCGUUUUGCGCGGAUCGUCUUUCGGUGCUUAAAGCAUUAGAAGAAAGAGUGUUCAGUUAAAAUUCUUUAUCGUAAUCCAUCAAUUUGUCACGUUUUAUCAUUUGUAAACAUAAAGAUUUAAUUUCCUAUCAGUUAGUUUAACAUAACUAUUGCAUAAUUAUUUUUAUAAAUUACGACAAACCAAUGAAACAAUCGUUUAUUGACAAUUUUUGGUCCUUGUUGCAAAGUUAAAACUGGGUCUCUGAUAUUGAUUUGAGUCCUAUACCUUCAGUGUAUUGGGCUCACUAACCAAAGGAUCGUGGAUGUCUUUCUAAGUGGGCCAGUCAUAAAAAUCUUCGAGUAAAAAAGGGAACAACGACCCAAUGAAAACUGUUAAUGCCGAAUACCCCAAAGUGGCCUUUUCCCGUUGAUUGUAUUGGCGUAGGUUACCUAUGUCACCGACGUUUCAGCGACGCUAGUAAGAUUAUCACAGUAGGAAUUGAGCCACCCUACCCCCACUAGACCACGUUUUGCCGACAAUGGAACUAAAGUAUUUUAAUCCCCUCAUUUGUAUUAUUUAUUCGCCUUCAUGAGCCAUUUAGAGCGCCUUGAAACGGUCCAUGAGUCCAUUAACAUUUUAUGUAACUUUAUUGGCAAAUUCAGCCCAAAAUGUAAUUUAGACAUACAAUUUUUUUAGGGCUUUAUUCAUAACUCUCUUGGAUUUUGUUCGUCUCAUGUCAACAAUUAUUCACUACGAAAACAUAGUGUGGUGUGCUUGUGACUUCUGAUAGUGUUCCCCGUAAACCUAUCCGUUUUUCUACUGGAUGGAACAGAGGUCUUCCUUCCGUUCUUUUUAUCAAAGGUUCCAUUUUGUAGCUUUCACAUCUAUUUCCUAGCACUACGCGGGACCUAAUUCUGAUUUGCCUUCGUACAUCAUAUAAUGGUGAAGGAGACGUCGGAAGGAGAGUUCCUCACGAGUCAUGGUAAAACACACUCUCGUCAGGUUCGCUUUGAGCUCUACGGUUGAUCGGCGAUUUUAUGAGCAUAAGCUCCUACAAAAUAUGUGAGCUUAAGUUUUAAAAACAUAAUUCAUAGGGAAACAUUCAUUAUCGUAUCAGAAAUGAAAUCGAUCCUAGAAUAAUUUACGAGGUCCUAUUUUAGGAAUUCGUAUGCGCAAACCCAAAACAAUCUUGUGACAGUCUAACCGGCAUCAUUGUGAUCUGAUUAUCUGUGAGGCGGCGCUAAUUUUUUUAUCCGUUUAAAAUGUAAGCGAGUGGUUCAUUAUCGGCUUAGGAAGUAAUUACGGGAAUAAGGUUUGUCUCGGACGUGUUCGAGGGUGGAACGUUACUCCUACUGCUGCAUUUGCAGCAUUUCAGCUGGGCCCGAGGAUCCAUUCCUUGGAAAGGGCUGUCUUAACCCUUAGACUCCCAAGAUCUCAUUAGUGAUUCUCCUUACUGUCUGCUAUACAGUUCUUCUGAUGAAGCUUGUGAGAAUUUGGUAUUGGAUCUACUAAUAAUCCCCUGAUUGAUACUUUUCUUGGUUCUCAUCACUAGUCUUAUUGAUCUUGUAUUGAUAUUGUGAGGGGAAAUUCUGUUUUGGUCACUUAUGGGAGUUAAAGGGUUAAAGAAUUUCUUCAGCUCUCUUUAAUUAAUAUCAAAUCCAUUUGCUUCAUAUUCAAUGAAUAUUUUCGUUUGCGAUAAUCGAGGAAUUGUUCCUCCGAGAGGAAUUCGUAGCCGUUGUAAGAUCUCUCGUUUUGUUUUUCGGAAAUAUCAAAAGGUCAGGUCAACAGAAUGUAACUUAACGCUGACAGCAAUUUCCUGGCGGCAGAUUGGCAGUUUGGUGGCAGCAUUUAUUGAAACGACGCAAACAAUUACUUAAUAAAGAUUCUUUUCACAGAAACUUAUUCUUGGCCAGGAAUUAAACAAUAAAACUCACAAAAUUAUGCAGAAGAAUGAUAAUGCAUACAUGGGAAGGGGUGAACGAGGAGAAAGAAGGAUACAGACUUCGCAAUGAGGCAAAGAUUUUGCAAAUUGUUUUGGGGAUGAUAAGUGCAUAGGCUAGCUUAUAUUACAUCUGACAUCAAAAUAGUGUCCACUGGCCACUCGCGUAGAGGAGUAAAAUUCGAUGGGAAAGGAUGCACCAGGGUACAAAAGGAUAUAAACAAUUUCUUUGAAGCAUAGUUUUUAGCAAAUUGUUUUGGCGAUGAAAGCUUCAUAGGCCUACCAGAAUGACAUCUGACAUCAAAAUAAUGUUCAUUAGAGACUCCUGAAAAGAAGUAGCAGUCCAUGGAAUGAGUAGCCGAGGGAAAAGAUGGAUAUGGAUCAUAUCGCUUUCAGUGAAACCCAGAUUUUGCAAAUUGGUUCGGUUAUGAUAAGUGCACAGGCCAAUUUGUAUGACAUCUGACAUCAAAAUGAUGUCUGUUGGCAAUUUUAAGGGUGUCGAAUGGACUUGUCUGUACUUUAGAGCCCGACAAAAUCAUUACGGAUUACGAAUCGGACUCUUCCAUCCUUGUGUCUUUAAAUGUUGGCGAUUGGAGGUAAUUCUAGCACACUCGAAAAUUGCAGUUACGUUUGAAUUUAAGGUAAAUAAAAGUCGGUCUCCAUAGGCAGUUACUUCAGUAUAGGUGGAAAUCUUGGUCAUUCUUCUCGUUUGGGAGUGAGUUAAACAACUGGUUUAAUCGGAUUAGUUCAUAAUCUUCUAAACAAUUAAUUUGUAAUAUCUUAAACACGGGCUUCCAAGUAAUCCAGUGAUCUUGCAAUCAUCGCACACUUUAGAUCCACAGUUUUCAAAUUCCGUACUCGUUCCACAUCAUACUUAAAAAGCGGAGCUAAGCUUUUAAUAAUUGUUAACCAGCUUUUCGCCCUCUCAAAAUUAAAAAAUUAUAUUCUCAAGUUAUGUUCUAAUGAUAUCUGACCGAGCGUGUAUGGCUUUCUGAGCUAAAUUGAUCUCAAAAGGAUUAGCUUUAUCGUUCUAGAAGAUUCAUUUGUGUCGGAAAUUCUUCUAAAGUUUAUUUAUAAAAUUUAUCUUGAAAUCAAAAUGAAGUUGAAAUUCGAAACUUUUUAUAGACAGGUUCUUUGAUGGAGUGCUCGUUGUGUUACCAAGCUGUAGGUUCUUUCCAAGGUCUUUAAAUGUGUAUUUCACGCAUAUACUGCGUGGUAGAUGCGAGACGGGCAGAUAUUUCAUCUUGGUGUUGAAAUUUGCAACAACAAAAAAGGAUACUUGUUUUUGCCUUUUUCAUAUAGUAAGUAGAUUAGCACGUCGUAUCUCGGAGAGGCCACCUCUCAGGCACGAUGAUACUGAUCCGAUAAUUUAUUAUUAAAAAACCAGGGACGUUAUCUAUAAAUAGCUAUGCGAAGUAUUUCCUACAAUUAAAUUAGUGAUAUUAAGUUAAUGAUAAUUUUUCAUCGAUUGACAGGGAGUGAAACAAAUACGGAGCUUUUAUAGACAAAAUUGUAAGACAAAAUAUUUGCGGUAAAAAAGCUGGUGUCCAAAUUCCGUCAACAUAAGUGUAACGAAUGAAUGGAUACAUUAAGAUUUAAACUAAGCCUUUAAUAAUAAAUAGUCUCAAACUCUAAGUACAAGGUCUCAAGUUCAAGGUCUUUGCAUCAUGAUUUGCUAAAUAAUCCGAUCACGUGCGUUGUGCCUAAAAACAAACAAACAAACAUACAUAAACAAAGCUUUCCAAGGGGGGAGUGAAAAUAAAAAAUUGUAGCUCGGAAUGCUUCACGAAAACUUAGGAAUUUUUCAAUAGGAACAUUUGUGGCUGUCAAGGAAAAGUAAAGGAAAAGUGAAGGAAAAGCUUCCAAUCACUAUUGCACAAUGCAGUAGUCAACUUAGUUCGUCAUCGUGACAUUUUUCUGGAAAUUCUUGACGUAAUUUAGGUAGUUGAAACACCAUGUGGUAUAUUGAAUAUCGCUAUAAGUCCGCCAGUUUUCUGAUACUUCUGUAAUUAAACCGGAUAAAAGCUUGAUUGAUGUCUAGACAUAAAUUAAAACGUACUUUCUCUUGACUAGUGUAUAUUGCAGGCAGCUGAAUCCCGCCGGGUGAUCGCAAAGUAAACUGUUUUCAUCAUUCCAGAUUUUUCCGACAUAAUACCCGAUCGUCUCUGUUGUUCGGGUAAGAACGAGGAGGCACGUUUUAGUUCCUUAUAUGCCUAGAUUUCUGCAGUUUUCCAGCAUCUUCCCUGGCAAACUCUUGUUUUGGCAUAGAUAAAGUCUGAGUGAGAUUCCUCACCUUCUGCCCUUCGAGAAAUAUUACAACCCACCUCCCAAAAUGGCCACCUCCCUACUGUGGUUCUCUGCGUACUCUGCCCUUUCCCAAAGGUGACCUUUUUGGUUGUGGAAAGGUUCGACUACAUACCUCAAUUUAACCCUUUAACUCCCAAGAUCUGAUUGUCAAUUCCUCCCUCUAGAUGCUACAUGUUUUCUUGUAAAUCAGUUAUGAGAAUUUAGUGUUAGAUCAAGAUAACAAUUUCUACGUGAUAAGUUGGAGUUUUCUCAAUACCUGUUUGCUGGAUAAUUUAUGGAUAUUAUAGGGAGAAAUUACAUGCCAAACACUUGUGGGAGUUACAGGGUUAAGAGGCUGUACUGUUUAGAACCACAUCUCUAAUUUGAUCAUGCGAUCUACUGUCUUAUCAACAAAAUCAUGAAAGUCCAUGUAUUUCCCUUCCCACAGGAGAGCAGAGAGCGGUUAUCUUACAAGCCAUGCGUCAUUGGGAAAACACUACUUGCUUAACAUUCAUUGAGCGAACGACAGAGAAAGACUAUAUUUACUUCCAUAAAGGACGCUGUGGGUUAGUAUUUGGUUUUUACUUUCUGCGAUCGUGUUUUGUAAAUUACUCAGUCAACAGUCACGCAAGGGACGAGGAAUCAAAACUUAGUGUUCACCUCAUCGAUAUGGGUAAAAAUUGUUGAAACGGGCAAAUUUUUCCCUCGCCACUCGUAGCCUUUUAUUGUCAUAAGCUUAUUAGACAAGUUGACAAGGUCUGCGUCAGGAGAAUCUCUGACGUUGCUUAGCAAUGGCUACGCGAAACACUUACCUUAGAGGAAGUGAGUUCAAUUGGUACCAUAAAUGAAGGAGCGGUGAAAAUUAUAAAAAGAGGAGAGAACAACCAAAUUGGAGAGUCGAAACUUCAACACAAAUUUAUUUUCCAAUAUAUGUUAUAGAUGCCAAAAUAAUUUAGAUCUUCUACUUUUUAUGUUCCUUCUAAUAAAAUUUUUUUUUCUCAGCUGCUGCUCGUAUGUUGGACGCAAGGGGAAUGGGCGCCAAGGGAUUUCUAUUGGCAAGAAUUGUGACAAGUUUGGCAUAGUGGUGCACGAGAUUGGACACACAGUGGGGUUCUGGCACGAGCAUACGCGGCCUGAUCGGGCUGAUUUUGUUAACAUUUUCAGGGAGAAUAUAAAGAAAGGCUAGUAGUACAUUGAAAUCCAUAGACGUGUUUACCCAUUGGGCUGCGAAGAUUUGUUCCAAUUAAGAAGGGUCUCAGUGGGUUUAACCGUUCGCCGUAAACCGCCAAAAAAUUCAACCGUUAGUCGUAAAAAAGAGGUAACAAAACAGUAACAAAAUUUCUGGUGACUACUAUGGAAAGAUACUAACCGUUAGCCGUAAAUUGGCCAUAGUUUUAGCCGUCAGCCGUAAAAGCCAUCCCCCCAUUAAGACUCUCAUUAAGAGGCGCGGGUAUGUAAUGGCAUCGGAGCAAUUAUUGAGCCUCAAACUCCGUUAGUUCAAAGUGUGGAUAACGCUAUCCACUCCAUAAAUUUCUAUUCAGAAGAUAGCGCAGUAAGUUUUAUUAACAAUCAUCCACCGGAUAGCGAUUUACCCAUUGAAUAGCAUUAUCCGCCCCUUGGAUAGCUUCCGAUCUCUCCACUAUUCACAUGCAAACUGACACCAAUCGCGACUUUAUCACUCGCCUUUUCCGCCUUUUUACUUUGGCUUUUUACAUGCGAGUCAUCAUUGCUUUCUUUCCUUGCAAAUUUUUAUAAGAUUUGAUCGAUCGUUGUCAUGGCUUUAAUUACUUUGGUUUUGAUUUUGCAACGACGAAUUUCCAAAAAUAGACCUAUCAAUAAUAGCAGGUUGAGUUUUUCGUGAUGGUUUUUGUUACAUUGCGUUCUCUUACUCACGAUUCUUAAUUUCUUUGUUUGCCUUUCUUUCUUUUACCAAUUUUUUUGUUGUUGUUGUUGUUUUUUGUUUUUAGGUGAAGAACAUAACUUUCUAAAACUCAGUUCCGCAGAAAUAAAUUCUUUGAACGAGCCUUAUGACUAUGCAUCCAUCAUGCACUACGGGAAAUACACGUUUGCGAAGGAAGGCCAUCAAGUAACGAUUUUGCCCAAAAAGAAUUCACAAACGGAUCUUACCCCUGAAAUUGGACAAAGGGAAAAGCUCAGUAUUGGAGAUAUCAGACAAACUGAUAAAAUGUACCGCUGUCCAGGUUGGUAGAUUACAUGAACGUGUAUCACAAGCUUCUCAUUAAUCUCAAUCAGUGUAGUCCUGCUGGAGUAUGACGUCCAUUUUUAGACAGUCGUUGCAUGAAGUUGACAGAAAUAUAUUUCCAAUGUAAGAUCUGACACCCGCUGGAAAUAGACGGAAACUCUAUUUUCCUUCGCAGUGCGCAUUCUAGGUCGCUCGUUAUUACUUUAAGUUCUAAUUGGAUUCUAUUAAUAUGUUUCCGCUCUUAUCGGCUCUUUCCUUCGCAGUAGGCGCUCUUGGUGGCUCGUAAUUACUCUAAGUUCUCGUUGGCCUCUUGUGAUAUGUUUUCGCUCUGACUGGGUCUUGUGAUUACUUUAGUUCUGAUUUUACGACACUCAACCUUAGUGUGCUCUAUGUCAGAAGUAGUUCCCUGGGUCGUUAUACACAGUUUUUUUUACCAGGAGAGCGAAAAGAAGAUAUUUUUCUUAAACAAGCUUAAGAUCAUGACGGCACGCUUUCUUCCUUCUUUUGAGGCUUACCGUUCAUAGGUAACGCCGCGAGACCUGCGACAAGUUGUUUUUGAGCAUAAAGUAAUUCAAUUUGACUAUUGAGAAACUUCUUACACGGUAAUAUCGAUUUGUCUUUAAAAUGUACAUUGCUAUUAUUCAAUUAGAAUGUGGAAGAGCACUACAUAAGCACGCUGAUACAUUUUCGUCUCCUGGAUUCCCCAAGAGUCAAAAGUACAAGUUAUGUGUGUGGCGCAUUGCUGUGACGCCGGGGGAGCGGGUCUCUCUUAAUUUUACGGUCUUUGGUCUCAAAAGAAGCUCAGGAAAAUGCAGGGACGAGUACGUGGAGGUUCGGGACGGUCAUUCCAAGUCUUCGCCUGUGAUUGGUCGAUAUUGUGGGAAGAGAGUGCCACCUUUAAUAUUGUCCACAGGGAAUAGAUUGUGGAUAAAGUAUCAGUCGUCUGAAAUUGUAGGAAAGCAAGGAUUCAAGGCAAGUUACAAAGGUAAGAAAAAAUUCGCGUGGUAAUUGAAGAAACCUGCUCAGUCGCCACUUAGCGCCCGCGUGUAAAAGUAAUUACGGAUCCUGUGUUACCGAGUAUACCUUACGGUAGCAAGAGCACCGCUGUGAGAGUGAGGGCGCAAUCAGACUGGAGAAAAAGGAAGAAAGAAAAGAAUGACUUACGAAAGGGAAUAAAAAAGAAAUAGAAGAGAAUAAGGGAAGAAAGUUUGUAUUUGCGGUAAGAUGGAGGAAAAGGACUCAAUAAGACAAAGACCUGUUUUUUGUAGGAUUUAUUAUUUUAAGGCAUGAUUUGCAUCGUUAUUUGCAGCGGUAUGUGGUGGUGACAUAACUUCUCUUCAAGGAACCAUUCAGUCACCGAAGUAUCCGCUGUGGUAUCCAUACAACAAGAAGUGUACUUGGAAAAUUACUUUGCCAGCGGUUCGUAACACUUUCAGAUACCAUGAUUAUAAAUGUUUACCAUUAUUGCAGGGGUGUCUGUGUUUUGUAAGUUUGUGAUGAUUUACCUGCGUUUGAAUAACAAGGAAUGACGAGCGGUAUGAUCGCUGCGGGUCAAUGUUAGUAUCUGAACAACUGCACGCCUACCCCUCCCCCACCUUGUUAUCUGUUGUCUGUUACUGGGUCAGGGGAGGGGUACACAAUGUAAGUGCACAGAUGCUCAGAUAUUGACAGUCAUCCAUUAUUUCUGCCUAACGGAAAAACUGUCUAUUUUUAUACCCUACAGCUGUUUAAAAAAUGCCUUAACAACUUAAUGUAUUCAAAUUAGCUUCUUGGGGGGAGUGAGCUACAACGUAGCUUGCGAGACGGUUGUCACUUUUUUUACGCUUUUUGGGCGAGCAGAGGAAAAAGCGAGAGCGAGGAGAGCGCGAAAGGCGCAUCACGGGUAAAAAUUUGUUUUUUCUUCUUGUCUAGAGAGGGGUUCAGAUGAAAAAUUCUGAUCUUCCAUGUGGAAUUGAACCUGUAACCUUCGGAUUCCUCUCCCUAUCGCUCUACCACUGCGCCAUAGGGACUCCAUAUGGAGAGCUCAGUCGUUACCAGGGUCAUAUGAGACACGUAUCCCACACACUGCUGGGAUCAGCUAUGCAUAUAUGCUUUUACGAACUCCUCCAUUGUUUCAUAUGCAAGUUUAUGGGCCUGAUUCUUGAUCAUAUAACUUAACAAGAGCUUUUGUGAAUAAUUCUUUCUCAGCAUUUUAGGGUUGGAAUUCGCUUUAUUGCUUUCGAUAUCGAGAGCCAUAGCAAGUGUCUGUAUGAUUAUCUUCAAAUAAAAGACGGACCUGAGGACUCCUCGUCCUUACUAGGACGAUACUGUGGGAAACAAAUUCCUCAGGAGCUGAGGAGCAAUUCCAGUCAGGUGACAAUUCAGUUCUCUUCAGAUGGAACCGUAAAUAAACCUGGCUUCUACUUGAACUUUUUCUCAGGUAAUAGAUUGUUUGUUUUUUGAUGUGGUUGCCAUAAGAGCGCGAUCUGGAACGUUUUUGAUCGGUUAUGUCGAAUGAUACCGGAGGCUGCGACUUUUUUAGAUACAGGAGUAUCUGACAAUCUGAUGUUUAAGUUUUAGUUAUGGGAGCUGAAUGAAAACUGGUUGUUACAGUUAUUAGACAUUGUGGGAAGGAAGGGGUUUUUUUAAGAUGUGCUUUUUGAAAAUUCUGAGAUUAGAAAAUGGCUUAAUAAUUAUGUCGGCCGAAAGAUUACUCUAAGAGAACACAGAGAGAAAGGACGAAAAAAAAAAGCAUUAAACUUAACCCUCAUAUGAGGCUAGGUUCGGCAAUUUAACUCUGCCCUCUAAUGAAUCGUGAUAUAAUUCGUCACCAUUCCAUUAAAGAUUGGUUCAUCUUGCCCGCUGGAGCUGAACAAGGAAUGUGAGUCAUACUGCAGGCUCUUAGAGCCAGUAUUACGAUGAUUAUGAUGUAAUAUGUUAUUUUUCAGAGACGAACGAGUGUAAAACCAACAAUGGCGGAUGCCAACAAAUCUGUGUGGAUACCAUUGGUGGCCACCGUUGUUCAUGUGAGCCUGGUUACGAGCUGAGGUCAAAUAACAAAGAUUGCGAAGGUAGGGGGGCAAACAAUAUUGCAAGGAGCAGGGAAUAGAAAAGAACGCUGUUGGUAUCACAAUUUUUUGUCAGAAACGCCCAUACGUUAAUUUGGCUCAAGCAUUCAUAUGGUCUUGAAGAUUUGAAUUCAAAAUUAAUGCUUGCAUUCUUUUACCGGGGCACGAAUGACUCUUUUGCUGCUGCAUAUGUCUCUGAAUAUUAUAUUCCACGGUUAUAACUACCUAACGAUGACUCUUGACCAGUGUCCAGUCCCGUGCGACGAUAGAAUGGUAUUUUUCGAGAGGGAUGUGAGCUGGAGUAAGAUCUGUUGCCAUUUUACUAGCAUAGCGAAUAACGAGUCCGGGUAAAUUUCAGUAGAAGGGCUAAAUAAUUCUUCUUCAAUUCAUCACACUCACAAACACUGCAUGUGUUUUUGAGUGCGUUAACGUCUCUAAUUCUAAAUAACGAUUUACGCAGGUGCCUGUGGAGGAACACUAAGGGCUCCUAACGGAAACAUAACGUCACCAAGCUACCCCGGUAACUAUCCCAAGAAUAAACGCUGCUUUUGGAAAAUCAUGGGACCCGAAGGACAACAGAUAUCACUGAAGUUUGACAAGUUUCAAUUGGAGGGAACUGGAAAUGGAGUAAGUUUGUAUAGUUUUUCAGAAACAAAUUUUAAAUUUCGUCUGGAAUCAACAACCGAGAAACGUAUGAUGUUUAUUAACGGUAUAGGAAUACCCCAGGAUAUUUGUAUUUUCUAAAUAGUGUGAUAAAAUUAACUUUGAAUUCAAAUUGCACUCUCCAGCGUGGUCAAAGUGGUUCUAGAAUCUUAUAGGUUUUAGUUCUUGUCAUCUACGACAAUCCUACCCUGAAUAUUUGACUAUACUUUACUUCUGGGCUUGAAUCAUGACCUGUACAAAAGAUAUACACAGUCCAAUAAACUUCGGUUAUAGGAAAUUCAAAGGUGAAUGUAUCGCAAGACUCUGUAAGUGUUUCCAUCACACCGAAAUUUGUAGCACACUAUCGGAAUAAGGGGCGAGUGUUUUUCCUCCUCUUAUUGCCAUGUUUUAACUUUUUGAUUUUUGCCAUAUAGCAAAGCUUUAUGCCUCACUGCUUAAUUAUUCAGGUUUGCCGGUACGAUUACGUCAAAGUAAAAGAUAAGAACGAUCAGGUUCUUGGAACGUUUUGUGGUGGAAAGAUUCCUCAAACAGUGACCAGCUCUUCAAACCUCAUGUGGGUGGAGUUCAGGUCAGAUCACACUCAAUCUCGGGCUGGAUUCUCUGCUGUGUAUUAUGCAGGUAACCGAGGCAGAAUGAAGAUCAGUAUAAGGACCUUAUACGCUCUUGAACAAUCGAGAGGUAGUUGUUCCAAUUUACUUGGAGGCUUUGCAUGGGAACGAAGUGAAUCACUCAUUUUUCACUCAGCUCGGAAGAUUGCCUUAAAAUUCGUGUUACUCUAUGUUCUUCAGUUGUUUUUGUUCGUCAUGGACAUGACUCGGCGAAUCUGAAGUACAUUACUCGAUCCAGCAUGGCCUAUUGCAGUCCCCUCUGCUGAAUCCCAUGUGAAUCCUUAAGAUUAAUACUUUUUUUUUCAAAAAGAAGUAUCAGAGUUUUCCUUUUUUCCCUUUAAGACAAAGACGAAUGUCAAAAUAACAACGGUGGAUGCCAGGAUAAAUGUAUGAACACAGCUGGCAGUUACAUCUGUUCCUGCAGAGAAGGGUUUGUUCUUCAGAAGGACAAGCAUAGCUGUAAAGAAGGUGAUAACUGUUUGAGACCUGUCCCUGACUUUUCCAUUCCUAUUAGUAAAGUGGGAAUCAUUUAGGCUGGGUGGCUUGUCAGAACUCAAGCGUCUUUUAUAGCUAAAUAAAACGAGGUUUUUUAGAAAUAUCAUUUCAUCUGUAUCGCUCCACUCCAGCCAGGUCAGGUUCAAAUCCCACCCCCCCCCUCUCCCCCGGGCACGCACGACGGUCAAAGAGGGGGGGGAGGGGGGGAAGUUGAGACUUGAUCUUGAUUUUGAACUGAUUGGCGCAUAAAUGGCCAUAACUCACGUUUUUCUUUAUCCGAUGCUUGUAACGAAAGGAGUAACACAUUUCUUGAAAAUUUCUCUUUACUUAAUAAAUUGAUUUGAUUUUUUUUAAGUAAAUGGCUGUGGUGGUGCCCUGACAGCCUUAUCUGGUGAAAUAACAUCUCCGAAUUACCCAGGAUCUUACCAAUCAAACAGAGAUUGUACGUGGAAAAUUGUUGUCCCACCAGGAAGCCACAUACAGCUUACCUUCAACGUAUAGUAUAUUUAUUGUUUAAGAGUGAAUGCUAAAAUGCAUAUGGCUUUGGAUUCUACCGCAAAAUAAAUGUUUACCGUAGAACCAAUUACUUACUUUUCUUGUUGUUUACCGAAACCGCCUCGUAAACAAUCUUGCAUUUCAGUAAUCGUUUAAAUCAAGCAUAUUUUUGUUCCUGUCGAGGUUUUUACGUGUUCGCUUUUAUUUUGCUAUUUGAGAGUGCCUUUGUAGUAAUUAUUCUUUUAUUGAUUUUUUAUUGUUAAGAGGGCUUACAGCUUGCACUGGAAAGAUAUUUUUACUUCACUUAAACAACCAGCCCGUAAAGAAAUAUCGAAUUCAGUUGAUGGUCUAAUAUCGGCGCCAAAGUUUGACUUCAAUUGAAUAGCCAGCCCUUAGCGUUUUUAAGACUGAAGUUUUUUCACUUUGCUGUUGCCUGCUUCCUUGAUGAAGUAAUUAAUUUAUCCUUUGAUAACAUAAAUUCACUCAUUCACCAUAUGUCGAAAAAAAAAAAAAGUAAGACGCAACCGAACUAAACCGCCGCACCGUAGUUUAAGCCUUUCAUUACCAGUCUCCUCUAAACCGUAUGAUUUACCUAAUAAACGCAUCUUCGACUUACUUUACUAGGAAAUCGACAUUGAACAUCAUGAGAACUGCUCUCUUGACUACGUAGAAGUGUUCUCGGGUACUGGCCAACAAGCCGUGAGCCUGGGCCGAUAUUGCGGAAGGAGAAUUCCUGCAGAUAUUCAUUUUUCCAGAGCUCAUAAAAUGUUGGUGAAAUUUUACUCGGAUAAAUUGAUCGGCCACACAGGGUUCAGAGCACAGUAUACUGCAGGUCAGUCGUUGUAUUUAAAUUCUUCGACAGAAAUUAUUUCGUGGGGCCUGGGUUUUAUUUCCUAUAACCUGAAUUUAUACACGUGGGUUAAGUUCGCUGUUUCGUCUCAUCCUUUCUCUUAGGGCUCUCUUACCGAGUUCUUCGUUUUCCCCUUCAAGUAGUCCAAGUUCGCACAAUAAGCCUUCGUAAAAUAUUUCGAAAUAUCUCUGUUCCCCGAAAGGGGAAACAUUAAGAUUUGAAACAGAGGAACGGUCACUUUCUUGACCCGAAAAUCUGAACUAGCUUUGAAUAGAAACAAAUUUACUUUGCUUUAUCGUUUUUUCAUUUUCACCUUGUCAGUUUUCAAGGCUGAUCUACGGCCGUUUAGCUCGCUUUUAGUUCCCCGGCCCUACUUUGCCAUCUUUAUACAUUUUCUCCUUAACAUAGACAGCCUUACGGAACAUUCAACCAAUAUAUCCAAGUUCAUAGAGCGAUUUAGGUAUCUACAAAAAUGCUUUGCUUUCUUUUCAUUUCCAUAAUUAGGAGGAUAAUCUCAUCAAUUUUAGAAAACUCGUUCUGCUUCUUAUUUCUUUUCUUUUGUUUUCAUAUUGUUCUUUUUUUCUUUGUAGUGUGCAGUGCAAAUCUUCACGUAUCAAAUAACAAACGUCAGUUCUUCUCUCAUCCAAGUUAUGGCAGCGACAAUUACAAAUCAAACCUCCGGUGUUCAUGGCGGCUGACUACUCGGCCUGGAUAUAUUAUUCGUUUGCGAUUCAAGCAGUUUGACGUUGAAAACGAGAAGCUCUGUGGAUACGAUUACGUCAUCAUCCGCGACGGAACUAACAACACCGCGCCACUACUGGGACGAGCUUGCGGUCAGACGUCGACUCAAUCUUCCCACGAGUUCGUAUCAACCGGAAAUCGAAUGUGGAUAAAAUUUGAAACGGACUUGACAAACAACAGGAAAGGUUUCAUUGCAGAGUAUUUUAGAUCACGCAAAAAUGAAAAACGAUCGUUAUAGGAAAAGACAGUAGCAGUCGCUUUAUGUAUGUGGAAAAAUUUUCUUAGCGCUAAAGCAGAAAUGUUAAGACAGCCUUAAAAAAAUCCCUGUUACGCUAUUAAGUCAUAACCGGCUAAUUAAAUAAGGUAAACGUAAAAAAAUAUUUUUAAUUAAAGCAAGAGUUAUUUUUAUUUAUUACUCUUAGUACAUUUCAACCUGCUACACUUUCUAGGGAUUUGCAAUAACCUGUGAUUUGUACUUUCCCGGACUGUUUUGUUCAAAUUUCUUCUUAAUGUGAUAUUGUGUAGUUUUUUUUUUAAUUUAUUCUAUGCCGCUG